Molecule: messenger RNA, 448 nt
Organism: Ilex paraguariensis (yerba mate)
Lineage: Eukaryota; Viridiplantae; Streptophyta; Magnoliopsida; Aquifoliales; Aquifoliaceae
Source: the annotation of a GenBank genome assembly
AUGGAUUUUCUCUCUCAUGCUGAUGCGCGCCAACUUGGAGGAUCAAAGGCCACGGAAGAAAAUGGAGAAAAAGAAGAGGUCAAGGGGUUUACUACAGAAACUAAGCCAAGUGUGAACUUGGGUGAGAUUAAGAAUUUGCCAUCUUUUCCAAAUAUCCCAUAUCUUGCUCCAAUUAUUCAAAUACCAUUUGCACCCCCAUUACCAAAGAUUCCUCAGAUUCCAUUCACUCCUGGAGUUCCCCAAUUACCAGGAUUCCCUGCUUUCCCUUUACCCAAUUUCCCACCCUUCCCUCCUUUCAACAUUCCCAACGUUCCCAACAUUCCCAACAUUCCUUUCCUUGCACCACCUGUUCCUGUAUGAGCAAAAAGGAGUAUUGCUGGUUUAAUCCGAAAAUAGUCUGCGACUUUAUCUACAUAUGGGUGUUCAUAAUGUUUGUGUUAGAAUAAAG